AUGUACGCCGUUCCGCCUGCGACGCCAGAGUCGCCGCAAAGCGACAAGGCGAGGCGCUUCUACAGUCGCUUCUAUGUGGAGGGGUUGGACACGAUGCGCACGCCUGAGUCGCCAGAGACACCAGUAAGUGAGGUGACCGAUCCGUUCUUUGCGUCGCCGACGAGAAUGACGGGGGCCAAAAUUCAGAAAGACGACUUUUAUAUAAAGCGGCCACAGAGGAAUAUUCAAAGCGAAUGGUUUGAAGAGAGCACGAUAGCCGCGCACGAGACCCCCGAUGGUUCGGUGUUUGUAGCUCCAGCCAGCGACCUGACUGAAAAUGUGGCAUUGGAAGAAGAAAAGGAAACGAAUCAGGUUUCAGAAGAACCUCUACCGGUGGUUUCGGCCAGAAAUCAGAAUGACGAAGGUGUAGAUGUGGUCGCACGACAAUCGACACGAGGUUCAUUACCAAAUCCUGACAAUGGAGAAAACUUGUCUUCUCGAGACGCAGAAGGUGAACGCGCAUACGAAACGAAACAAUCGUCCGAUAUUUCUGAGCAUAGUGAGGCCAAGACGGCUGGCCACGGGAACGCACCGACCACUGUCACGACAUCAGACGACCACUCGCGUGAGCCGCUGGAUGUGCUUGAGGACUUGCCCACCAUCACACAAAUAUCACACUGGGACCAUUUAGCACGGCUCCAAGCAUGGGACGAUGUGCAACAGACAUCUACACUACUCGCCGUAUACCUGGCGGCGUGGACGUUCGACCUGCUUCUGCCCACCUUUAUUUUGUCGACAGCGACAAUUAUCAUGUCCCCCUCCUUACGGGAUGCAUAUUUCCCAAGAACGCCCCGAAAAUUUGCGACGAAUAAUAACGGGUCGGUGACAACGACAGCCAAGAUAAACGAACAUCGACGGCCUCCUAAAGGGGUCACAGAGAGCGCCAUAAGCUCGGCGCUCAGGUUUGCCCGGACUUCCAGCGCCACAAGCGCCCAGAAACUCACCACUCUAGCCUCUCUAGGACUAUUUGCGCUGCUCCUCUCUCGGUGUGUAACGGCGUAUGUCAUUUACAAAACGGCAAGCGCCUUCUUUGGCGUCGUCUUUUUCUUUAGCGAGCCAGCCUGGCAAAGGCUGCACGGCGCUACAAUUACAGGAAGCGAUGCGUCGGGCGAAGAAUGCCCACAAGAUCCCGAUGAUCCAUGUGAAACAGAGGGCGCAGGAAGCGAGGCAGCAGAAAUUAGUUCGCACACUACGCAAUGA
This is a messenger RNA of [Torrubiella] hemipterigena, 1239 nucleotides long. The record is from the annotation of a GenBank genome assembly. NCBI's taxonomy places the organism in Eukaryota, Fungi, Ascomycota, Sordariomycetes, Hypocreales, Clavicipitaceae.